AUGGCAGCCAGGGCCUCUCUAUCCCAUGGCGAUUACACGGUCGGAUGGAUAUGCGCCUUACCCUUGGAGAUGGCAGCCGCAAAGCUGAUGUUAGACUCCAAACACCCGAGUCUACCACGGCCGCCGACAGACCAAAAUACGUACAUUCUGGGAAAUAUCGGGGAUCACAACAUCGUUAUUGCCUGUUUACCAAGCGGUGCUUAUGGGAACGUAUCAGCUGCUACAGUAGCGAUGCAGUUGCUCUCGACUUUCCACUCUAUCCGGUUCGGUCUAAUGGUCGGUAUCGGUGGAGGGGUACCAAGCAGCAACGCAGAUAUUCGACUAGGCGACAUUGUGGUGAGCCAGCCAGCGGACACAUCUGGAGGCGUGAUUCAAUACGAUCUCGGCAAAGCGUUAAGUGGCGGUCAAUUCCAACGAACAGGGAUGCUGAACCGGCCACCUAAGGUCCUGCUAACUGCCCUCGCUACACUCCAAGCCCACCACUUCACCGAAGACAGUCGAGUCUUUGAAUUCAUAUCCGACGUCCAAGCCAAAAUGAAAUCGCGGACGGCUGCGAAUUUUGCACGACCGACCAAGAGCGACUUUUUAUACCAAACUGAAUAUGACCAUAGAGCAUCAGCCACGUGCGUCGAUUGUGAUAAGUCAAAACUGACUCUACGGCCUUCUCGGGAUCAUGAAGAACCGGUAAUUCACUAUGGACUGAUUGCAUCUGGAAAUCAAGUAGUGAAAGAUGGCAAACAGAGAGAUCAGCUAGCUCAGGAACUAGGGGUCCUCUGUGUGGAAAUGGAAGCGGCCGGACUUAUGAAUGACUUUCCUUGCUUAGUGAUCCGGGGCAUUUGCGACUAUGCUGACUCACAUAAAAAUAAGGAAUGGCAAGGAUAUGCGGCAGCAGUGGCAGCAGCCUAUGCUAAGGAGCUUGUUUUAAUAGUUCCAAUCGACCAGAUUGAGACUACUCCAACAGCACGAGAUACUCUAGCAGACUCUGUCCACCGCUUCAACAUCCCCCUAGACCUUACCGCAGUUCCUGUGAUUGAGGAAUUUAUUGGGCGACAAAACGAGCUAGAUAAUCUAUGGCAGUAUCUCCAACCAACAAAUUCGACAUCGCGGAAAGUUGCAAUCCUUCAUGGGCUUGGUGGGAUGGGAAAAACACAGCUAGCGAUUCGCUUCGCGCGAGAUCAUAAAAGUGAUUUUACGGCUAUCUUCUGGCUUAGUGGCAAGGAUCGAGAUACGCUCUUACAAUCGUUAAGCUUUGCCUUAAACCGACUACCAGGACAGGGUUGGGAUAGCGAGGCGACUAAUGAAGGAGAGGUAGAGCAACGAGCCAGACAUAUGCUACGGUGGCUAGCAUUGGAGGGCAACUCGCGCUGGCUGAUCAUUUUUGACAACAUCGAUCGAUACUCCCCUUUUAAUAGCGCUGCUGAUAAGGGAUAUGAUAUUGCGGAAUUUUUCCCCAAAGCAGACCAUGGCUCUAUCCUUAUCACUUCUCGACUUCAAACGCUGAGUGAGCUAGGGAAGUCUUUCCCAGUUCACAGGCUUGACUCUCAUAACUCAAUUGAAUUACUCCGACAAAGCAGUGGUCUAUCAGCAAGGAACACCACCAGCAAAUUUGAUGUCAAUCCAGAUCUCCUUACUCUUGCCAAUCGUCUAGAUGGACUACCUUUGGCCAUCGUUAUCGCCGGGGCUUUUAUGCGGGAAACUGGAACCAGCAUCACUAAGUACUUGCAGUACUACCAAGAAGCUUGGUCUAAGCUACAGCGGCAAUCAAAUCCUGGACGUCAGUACCAGCAAGGCAAUAUGCUACAAACAUGGAUGAUCUCAUAUCGUGAAAUCCAGAGGCGUGACCCAAGGGCAGCAGACCUUCUAUUGUUACUUGCCUGCUUCGAUAAUCGUGAUAUUUGGUUCGAGUUAUUAGGAAAUGCAUCUAAUAGCUCCGAAGUUCCAGAUUGGCUCGAAAGAGCCAUCUCAAGUGAACUUGGGUUCAGAGAUUGCGUGAGGCCCUUGAUAGAAUUCUCUCUUGUUUACACAAAGCAACAAAAAGGAAGCUAUGCGAUGCAUCCUGUAGUACAGGAUUGGUGCAUCCACAUAGCCAGCACGGAUAAAAGUGUGGAUUCCCUCCAGCUUAAUGAACUAGCACUCGUAUGUGUUGGAUACUCGGUUCCUACUGCAAGUGAACGUGAUUAUACGAGGCUAGAGCGACGGCUUAUUCCACACGCGAUUGCCGUGCGCAAUAGACAAUACUCUGCCGACAAACUUUCCAUUUUGGGAGGAUUUCAUGGACUUGGCAAUCUCUACAGAGAUCAAGGGAAGCUGAAAGAGGCAGAGGACAUGUACCAGCGAGCACUGGCAGGCUAUGACAAGGCCCUCGGCCCAGAUCAUACGUCCACCCUAGAUUCAGUCCACUGUCUUGGCAUUCUCUACUCUGAUCAAGGGAAGCUGAAAGAGGCAGAGGAGAUGUACCAGCGAGCACUGGCAGGCUAUGACAAGGCCCUCGGCCCAGAUCAUACAUCCACUCUAGAUACAGUCAACAACCUUGGCAAUCUCUACAAAAAUCAAGGGAAGCUGAAAGAGGCAGAGGAGAUGUAUCAGCGAGCAUUGGCAGGCUAUGACAAGGCCCUCGGCCCAGAUCAUACAUUCACUCUAGAUACAGUCAACAACCUUGGCAAUCUCUACAAAAAUCAAGGGAAGCUGAAAGAGGCAGAGGAGAUGUAUCAGCGAGCAUUGGCAGGCUAUGACAAGGCCCUCGGCCCAGAUCAUACAUUCACUCUAGCUACAGUCAACAACCUUGGCAUUCUCUACUUUGAUCAAGGCAAGCUGAAAGAGGCAGAGGAGAUGUAUCAGCGAGCACUGGCAGGCAAGGAGAAGGCCCUCGGCCCAGAUCAUACAUUCACUCUAGAUACAGUCAACAACCUUGGCAUUCUCUACUUUGAUCAAGGCAAGCUGAAAGAGGCAGAGGAGAUGUACCAGCGAGCACUGGCAGGCUAUGACAAGGCCCUCGGCCCAGAUCAUACGUCCACUCUAAAUACAGUCCACUGUCUUGGCAUUCUCUACAGAGAUCAAGGGAAGCUGAAAGAGGCAGAGGAGAUGUACCAGCGAGCACUAGCAGGCUAUGACAAGGCCCUCGGCCCAGAUCAUACGUCCACUCUAAAUACAGUCAACAACCUUAGCAAUCUCUACUCUGAUCAAGGGAAGCUAAAAGAGGCAGAGGAGAUGUACCAGCGAGCACUGCCAAACAAUGAGAAGGUCGCACAUCUCAAUGCUAGUACGGCACGGCGGGCUAUUAAGAAAUUCGCUAGAUUGUUUAAAUAA
Messenger RNA from Penicillium soppii, 3306 nucleotides. RefSeq names its product Pfs, NB-ARC and TPR domain protein. The transcript has 3 exons. Gene Ontology annotation, biological process: nucleoside metabolic process. Gene Ontology annotation, molecular function: protein binding; catalytic activity; ADP binding. The record is from RefSeq and is a predicted model, not a curated record. Bases 1 to 3306 code for a protein of 1101 amino acids. NCBI's taxonomy places the organism in Eukaryota, Fungi, Ascomycota, Eurotiomycetes, Eurotiales, Aspergillaceae.